Manis javanica (Malayan pangolin) is the source of this 1076-nucleotide messenger RNA. It is a transcript of the gene MYDGF, whose product is annotated as myeloid derived growth factor. Gene Ontology annotation, biological process: positive regulation of angiogenesis; positive regulation of endothelial cell proliferation. The record is from RefSeq and is a predicted model, not a curated record. Lineage: Eukaryota; Metazoa; Chordata; Mammalia; Pholidota; Manidae.
CGUCCGCCGACCCUGCCUCGCGGACCCGAUCCCAAGAUGGCGGCGCCCAGGGAAAGGAGGGACGGCGGCGGCAGCGCGAGCUUGUGGGCCGCGCUGCUCCUGACUGCCGUAGCGUUGAGGCCUGCGGAGGCGGUGUUCGAGCCCAUGACGGUGGCAUUUGACGUGCGGCCCGGCGGCGUCGUGCACUCGUUCUCUCAGAACGCGGGCCCGGGGGACAAAUAUACUUGUGUGUUCACCUAUGCUUCUCAAGGAGGGACCAAUGAGAAGUGGCAGAUGAGCCUGGGGACCAGUGAAGACAGCCAGCACUUCACCUGCACCAUCUGGAGACCCCAGGGCAAGUCCUACCUGUACUUCACACAGUUCAAGGCGGAGGUACGGGGCGCCGAGAUCGAGUACGGCAUGGCCUACUCUAAAGCUGCAUUUGAAAGAGAGAGCGAUGUUCCCCUGAAAAACGAGGAAUUUGAAGUGACGAAAACCGCAGUGGCCCACAGGCCUGGGGCAUUCAAGGCUGAGCUGUCCAAGUUGGUGAUCGUGGCCAAGGCGUCCCGCAGUGAGCUGUGACCCGGAGCCCCAUCGGGGGGUGGCUCCUCCUUGUGUCGGCUGACGGAGCCAGACCCCGAGAGGGCUGCUUUCCUAGGGGGCACUGUUGGUUUUCUGAACGGGCUGACGUUGCCCCGUUCCAAGGGGUUCGCAGAGCAGCUGAAGCCUAGGGCAGAGAAGGGGGGCCAGAAAGCCGAAGAUGUGCUGGGCUCCUCCCCUGGUGCCCCCUGCCCUGCCCCGGUUCUCCACCGUGUUCUCCGGAGCACAGAGUGGUAAGACCCGCUGCUCGUCCAUCUUACCAGAAGACGCAUCAGGGCACAGAGUGGGGGCUUCCAGCAGGGGGGUUUCUGAAGCCAGUGGCUGUCUUCCCUGGGAUCAGGCCAGGCUCCAGGGUGCUCCCCGGGAAAGCCACCUCACCACUCUCUGCCCCCCAAGCCAGCUGUUUUCCGACCUCCCCAGGGGACCUCCUUUCAGACUAACUGGGAAGAAGUGAGAUGUUCUUUUAUAUUUAAAUAAAUAAGAUGAUUGAAAAACAA